Molecule: messenger RNA, 2933 nt
Organism: Chroicocephalus ridibundus (black-headed gull)
Lineage: Eukaryota; Metazoa; Chordata; Aves; Charadriiformes; Laridae
Gene: FOXC2
Product: forkhead box C2
Exons: 3
Coding region: 443-1960 (505 amino acids)
Biological process (GO): cell differentiation; regulation of transcription by RNA polymerase II; anatomical structure morphogenesis
Molecular function (GO): DNA-binding transcription factor activity, RNA polymerase II-specific; RNA polymerase II cis-regulatory region sequence-specific DNA binding
Source: RefSeq, a predicted model, not a curated record
GGAGAGUUCGGGGCCCUUGGUUGUGACAAGAUUUGGUUUUCCGCAAGGCUGCUUUCUUUUUUUUGUUUUUUGUUUUUUUUUUUCCCCCUUAUUUUUUAUUAUUAUUAUAUUUUUUAUAUAUAUAUAAUUCCCUUUUCCUGCGAGAAUAGGGUUCCCCACACGCACACACACUCCCCGCCUCCCGGGCUCGGGCCGUUGGUGUGUAGUAUAUCAGAGUAAUAAAGAGGGAGGGAGAGGCGGCCAGAGACCACCCUGCCCCGGCGACCCGGAGGAUGCUGCUGCCGUGCCGCUGCUAGAGGACACGCCGGGAUUGAGCUCGUCUCCGAGACUCUCUCUCCCCUCUUCCUUCUCCGCAGAGGGGUCCCGGACGGGGGUGAGGCCCUUCCACCCUCCUCCUCCUCCUCCCUUUCCUCUCCUCCCCGGCCGCGGGAAGCCCCUCUCCAUGAUGCAGGCUCGCUACUCCGUCUCGGACCCCAACGCUUUGGGAGUGGUGCCGUAUUUAAGCGAGCAGAACUAUUACCGGACGGCGGGGACGUACGGCGGCAUGGGCAACCCCAUGAGCGUCUACUCGGGCCACGCCGAGCAGUACGCGGCGGGGAUGGGGCGCUCCUACGGCCCCUACCACCCCCACCAACCCGCCGCCCCCAAGGACCUGGUGAAGCCACCUUACAGCUACAUCGCCCUCAUCACCAUGGCCAUCCAGAACGCCCCCGACAAGAAGAUCACGCUCAAUGGGAUUUACCAGUUCAUCAUGGACCGCUUCCCUUUCUACCGCGAGAACAAGCAGGGCUGGCAGAACAGCAUCCGCCACAACCUCUCCCUCAACGAGUGCUUCGUCAAGGUGCCCCGCGACGACAAGAAGCCGGGCAAGGGCAGCUACUGGACCCUGGACCCCGACUCCUACAACAUGUUCGAGAACGGCAGCUUCCUGCGCCGCCGGAGACGCUUCAAGAAGAAGGAUGUCUCCAAGGAGAAGGAGGAGGCCCGGGAACGGCUGCUGAAGGAGCAGCCCAAGCCCCCCGGGCUGCCCGGCGCCGACCUCCCCAAGGAAGCCUCCUCCUCCUCUUCCUCCUCCUCCGCCUCGGCGCCGGCCUCCGAGAAGAAGGUGGUGAUCAAGAGCGAGACGGCGUCUCCCGAGCUGCCGGUGAUCACCAAGGUGGAGACGCUGAGCCCGGCCAGCGGCGGGGCCCUGCGGGACAGCCCCCGCAGCGCCGCCUCGCCCCCCGCCGCCGCCUCCCCCGAGGGCUCGCUGCCCGAGCAUCACCCCGCCGGUAACGGGCUACCGGGCUUCAGCGUGGAGAGCAUCAUGACCCUGCGGACUUCCCCCGCGGGGGAUCUCAGCCCGGUGAGUGCCGCCUCGGGCAGGACGGGCGCCGGGAUGCCGCUGGGCUACCCGGCGGGGCAACCGUCGGGCUACAGCGCGGCGUGCAGCCAGGCCCUGGACACUAGUGGGAGCUACCACUGCAGCAUGCGGGCCAUGAGCCUCUACAGCGGCGAGAGGCCGGGCCACAUGUGCGUGCCCCCCGCACCGCUGGAGGAGGGUCUGGCCGAGCAUCCCACCGGUGCCCCAUCGCCCCUCGGCACCCUGAGCCUGCCCUCGGGGCAGGAGGGCGGGCUGGGGAGCGGGCAUCACCCCCACGGCGGCGGCGGAGGGGCGGCGGGGGGGCAACCCACCGCUUCCUGGUACCUCAACCACGGGGCUGAGCUGAGCCACCUGCCCGGCCACACUUUUGGCUCCCAACAGCAGACUUUUCCCAACGUCCGGGAAAUGUUCACCUCGCACCGGCUGGGGAUGGAGAGCGCCUCGCUCAGCGACCACCAGGUGACUUCAGCCCGGCGGGGGCAGAGGAGGAGGAAGAAAGGAAGGAAGGAAGGAAGGAGGAAGGCCCGGGGUAGCUGCUGCAGACAGCCGCGGCCGGAUCGGGCCCCGCAGACCCUCGCAGCUGAAGGCCCAGCAUAAACCCCCCCUGUAGCAGAUCAGGAGGGCCAAGCUCGGCCCCAGGGGGGGCCGGCUGAAGCUGCUGCAUGCCCCGUUGCGCCGGGACGGGGCCCAGCGCUGUUCCGGGCAGUGGAUGAGCCCAGACGCCUCAGGGUUUCGGGAGGGGAAAGGACAGCGGUUUUCCAGCUCGUUCCCGCCGGGAAGGUCCCUGCGUGAGAUAUCCUCGCAGCCCGGCCGAGGGAGCGUUUCCCUGGUGCUUCGGGACACGGGUAAAACACAAUCCCUUUAGGGCUUUAGGAAGCCCCCCAGGUCUCUGCACAACCCAGGCACGGAGCUGUCUGGUCCCCCCCCACGCCGUCCCACCUCCCCUGGAGCUCCGCAACGCGCCGUGGGAAGGCGCCGCACAGGAGGUUUUUGGGGAAGGCCGAUAGCUCUUCUGUCACUUGGGAGGGGACUUUACAGAAAGUUCAUACCAGGCGCUGAAAGGCCGGGAGAGAAAGAAAUAUACCCCAAACCUCGGGUCAGUAUCGAGCGACCUCGCAGCUGUACAGCGCCAUGCACGGCGAGGGGGCGAGAGGUGGGCAGCUCCCGCCGGGCCCCUCCGGGGGGUCGUGUCUAAGGCGACCCAGGCCGGGCUGAGACGGGAGUGGGGAGCACAGAUUUACACCCCCGUUCCCCCCGGGCCGGCGUGUAGCAAAGAGUGGGGAGCACCAGUUUAUAUCCCCGCUCCCGCUGGGCCGGGAUGAAGCAGAAGCGGGGAGCAGGGAUUUACACCUCUGUUUCCCCCGGGCCGGGAUGCAGGAAGAAGUGGGGUGCACUGCUUUACACCCCUGCUCCCUCCCCGGCCCGGGAUGCAGCAAGGUGCGGGGAGCACUGAUUUACAUCCCUGCUCCCUCACGGUCGGGGGGUGCAGCAAGGCGUGGGGAGCACCGAUUCGUGCCCUGCUCCCUCCGCGGGACGGGAUGCAGCAGAAGUGGGGAGCACUGAUUUACAC